Messenger RNA from Mobula hypostoma (lesser devil ray), 2180 nucleotides. RefSeq names its product baculoviral IAP repeat containing 5a (gene birc5a). The transcript is spliced from 4 exons. NCBI's taxonomy places the organism in Eukaryota, Metazoa, Chordata, Chondrichthyes, Myliobatiformes, Myliobatidae. The coding region runs from base 32 to 460 and encodes 142 amino acids. The record is from RefSeq and is a predicted model, not a curated record.
CUAACGGCGACGAGUUUGAAUCGGAGGCGCGAUGGAGUUGUACCUGAUCGAGCACCGCAAGUACUACUCCUUCGAGGAGCGGCUGGGCACCUUCAAGAACUGGCCCUUCGUCACCGACUGUGCGUGUACGCCCGAGAAUAUGGCUGCAGCAGGAUUUAUUCACACCCCAAGCGAGAAUGGUCCUGACAUUGCUCAAUGCUUCUUUUGUUACAAAGAACUGGAAGGCUGGGAACCUGAAGAUGAACCUUUAGUUGAACAUCAAAAUCACUCAUCGAAGUGUGCUUUUAUUGCACUGAAGAAGCAGUUUGAGCAUCUAACAACUGAAGAGUUCCACAAGCUGGACGAGCAAAGAGUAAAGAACAUCAUGAAGAAACAAAUCUCUGAAAGGAUUCAAUCAUUUGAACAAGAGGCAAAAGUUACAAAAACUGCAAUCGAAGAUCUUGUUACAAACAGCAGAUAGACCUAUUGCAACGUACUUUAAGCUCAAUUUAAUUGAUCAGUCCUCAGACUGAAUGUCAUGUCUCUGUAUUGUCUUCUAAAGUUGUAUCUAGAAUUUUAGUCAGAUCAUUUUAUGUGAAAAGUGUAGAAUAAAAUGUUUGUUUUUCCUAUUGCUUUGUAGUGGUCAACAUUGCUCAUGUAUUUAUUACUAAUUAAAAAAUUAACUAAUUUUUAUUCUGAUCAGCUAUCUGCACAAGGGCAUUAUUGUCUGCAGAUCUCUUAACUGUUUCAGAAGUGGUUAUAAUUCAAUUCAGUUUCUCACUUCCACAUUUCCUUUUUAAAUUAUCAUUCUGUGAACAUUAAUUUUUUGAACAAUGCAGAAAGUAGACUUUUGGUGAAUAAUUGCUUCUUCCUUCUGUAAUAUAUUGUAUAUUUGCACCUUGAGUGGGGGUGUUUCUUUAAUUUUGUUUUAGAUUCUUACAUUAACAGACCAUUUCUCAAUCCCUUUAUUUGACAAGAUGAGGGUCUAUUCCUGAAUUAUUGACUGAGCAAAGCAUUGUCAAGAAGCUUGACUAACACACUGAGGGAAAAAGCAUGCUUAUUGGAAGCAAUUGCUUCUAGGAUCAAUAUUUAUCCCUCUGUGCAGCCAACUGCCUUAAUAUCAAUCCUAUCCUUGUCCGAACGAGAGGACAACAAGUGUAUUUGAAGAUGGGAUGUCUGGUUUAUCUCUAACGAUUAGAGCAUAGGCCCUUAAUUUUUCACCUCUCCUUAAAAUGCAUGGCUGAUUUUUAGCAAUUCAUUAAUUUAUAAGUAUCAAUGAUUUUCAUUGAGAUUAAAGGGGAAAAAGUCUUUUAAACUUUUAGUUCUAAACUCUGAUUAUAGUUCACAAAUGCUAUGAUGAUAGAAAAAAUAAUAAUGGAUGGAUGUUCAUUAGGUGUGCUGACAUGCAAAAUUAUAUUUAAAAUAUUUUUGUUUUACAGUUGGUUCUAUCAUUUUUGAGGUUGUGUGUCAGUGCAUAAUCUUGAACUAGUGUCUGUGUAGUGAAAUUCAAAUAAAGGAACUAGUUGCUAUUUUUAAGAUUUCAAUAAAACAUUCACUUAUUUUCAACCUUGCGGUUAUCAAACGGAGCAGCUGAAUUAAGGUUGUCAACAGCUGGUAGGGCUGAUGCCACAAUUCCAGAUACCCAGAUUCAAACCUGAUCUCCGUUACUGUUUAUGUGGAAUUUGUGUGAAAGUUGCAGUAGGACAACAUAUAACCUGGGACAGUUGUAGUUAAUCGAGACCUUUGAAGUGAGACCACUGGAGAUACCUCUGCUUACCACAGAUGAGAAAGGCUGAUGUGACUGUCAGUGUGUACUCCGGCCAGAUGAGUGAGACCUCUGUAGUAAACUUUCCAGUAAGGGCUUCCAAAAACACAGCGUCCCUUUUCACAAUAGAGGGUGCUAGAUUCAGAUGGGAUAACAGAUGGAUGUGAAACAUACCCAAAUACCUCUAUUGUCUUUACCAAUUUCAAAGUGUCAUUGGCUCUCCGCUUGAAGCUUUGAUUGACUUUAUCAUCUCUGUGAAUGGUGAUUGAUCUUGUGAGUAAGGAAUUUAAGCAUAUAUCAUUUAUAACAUUCAAUAUCUGUAACUAAUAAGUCAAUUCUGUAUAAAAAUAGCAGUUUUCUCUGUUCAGACUUCAGAACAGUGUGGGUGACUGGGGCUGUGCUGUUCUCCUUGUGUACAAGUAAAUAAAAAGUAUGC